Messenger RNA from Hibiscus syriacus, 1174 nucleotides. RefSeq lists its product as uncharacterized. The transcript is spliced from 4 exons. The record is from RefSeq and is a predicted model, not a curated record. Lineage: Eukaryota; Viridiplantae; Streptophyta; Magnoliopsida; Malvales; Malvaceae. Bases 56 to 1174 code for a protein of 372 amino acids.
UGUCAAGCAGAUAUUUUACACUCAGUUCUCCUCUGUUUUCCCCUGUUUUUCUUACAUGGCUGAGCUUAUGGAUGAUGCCGAGUUUUGGCUGCCGCCCAAGUUUUUAGCGGACGACGAUGGGAUUAUGAUGAAAGGGAACCUUAAGAACGAGAACGGUGGAAAAACCGGUGCUGAGUCAUGGGCAUUUAGUCAUGGUUUCCCCUGUGAGUUUCCUUACGAGUUUGACUCGUUCUCAGCUCUGAGCUCCCCUGUUGAAUCCGUUGUAGAGUCGAAGGAGACGGAGAGCAGUGACGAGGAUGAGUUUCUCUCUGGAUUGACUCGCUGUCUCGCUUACUCCUGGAGUCAGAAACUCACUGUUCCCACUCUUUACCGGGACAAAAACGAGAAAAAAGUAGCUUUGGCGAGUUCACCAAGGUCGACUCUGAGUGGACUCGGGUACUGGUCAUCUUCAAGUAACAAUAGCCCCGUUGGACCAUCCCAAGUUCCGUCUCCGUCAACAACACCAUUCUGUGCUCAAAACGACACUUGGGAUCUCAUUUAUGCGGCAGCUGGUCAAGUUGCAAGGCUCAGAAUGAGCAAUGAAGUCCCCAAAUACACCAACUUCAGCCAUGGAAGAGCCUUACCCAAAGCUCAAAAUCAGACAAAUCAGUUUAAUGGAAGACAAGUGAAGGCGAGUAACUGGCAGGCACAAGUUCAACAACAACAACAGCAGCAGAUUCAGGGUAGGAUAAGGAAUAAUGUUGUAGUGUUGCCUCAAUCUUCAUGGCCACCACUUCAAGUUCAGUCUCAGCCUAAGCAGCCUCAGAACCACCCUGGUUCCUGCAUGAGACCGAUGUUCAUCCACGGAUCCGGUGGCGUUAAACGCGAGUGCGCCGGUACCGGUGUCUUCAUCCCUCGUAGAUAUAACACCAGCACCACUACUGAACCUAGAAUGAAAUCAGGUUGCUCGACAGCGUUACUUCCAGCAAAUGUUGUCCAAGCACUAAAUCUCAACUUCCCUGAUACCACCAACCGUCACGGUCAGCCUCGAUUCAAUCCCGGUUUCGCAUCAAACUAUGGUAACCCCACCAUGUCUGAUGCAUUGGUAGCAAGAGGAAAUGCAUUGUUGACACAAGCAGGAAGAAAUUACAGACAAGAAGGAAGCAUAAAUCUACCUCAGGAAUGGACUUACUGA